Molecule: messenger RNA, 1158 nt
Organism: Daucus carota subsp. sativus
Lineage: Eukaryota; Viridiplantae; Streptophyta; Magnoliopsida; Apiales; Apiaceae
Product: expansin-A11
Exons: 3
Coding region: 3-773 (256 amino acids)
Biological process (GO): plant-type cell wall organization
Cellular component (GO): extracellular region
Source: RefSeq, a predicted model, not a curated record
AAAUGACAAAUCUUGGUGUUGUUGCAGUGGCCCUUCUGGUUAGUAGUUUAUGUCUUGUUGUAAAUGUUAAAGCAUUCCGAGCUUCUGGAUGGACAAAAGCUCACGCUACUUUUUAUGGAGGUAGCGACGCUUCAGGAACAAUGGGCGGUGCAUGUGGAUAUGGGAAUUUGUACUCAGCUGGAUACGGAACCAACACUGCUGCUCUAAGUACUGCACUUUUCAAUGAUGGAGCAUCAUGUGGGCAAUGUUACAGGAUUAUAUGUGAUUAUCAAGCAGACCCAAAAUGGUGCCGAAAGGGAACAUCUGUAACCAUCACCGCAACAAAUUUUUGCCCCCCAAACUUUGAUGAGCCUAGCAAUGCUGGAGGUUGGUGCAACCCUCCACUCCAGCAUUUUGAUAUGGCUCAACCAGCUUGGGAAAAGAUUGGUAUCUACAGAGGUGGAAUUGUUCCUGUUAUGUUUCAAAGAGUUCCCUGCGUGAAAAGUGGCGGAGUUCGAUUCACAAUUAAUGGGAGGAACUACUUUGAGCUUGUCCUGAUAAGCAAUGUUGGAGGAGCCGGAUCAAUUCAAUCUGUGCAAGUCAAGGGCACACGAACGAACUGGAUGGCAAUGUCAAGAAACUGGGGAGCAAACUGGCAGUCGAAUGGAUAUCUUAACGGCCAAUCCUUAUCUUUCAAGGUCACUACUACAGAUGGAGUCACUCGAAUUUUUAACAAUGUUGUUGCAUCUGGCUGGUCAUUUGGGCAGACAUUCUCAAGUUCUGUAAGAUUCUAAGCCAGGAAAUUGGAUAAAGGAUCAUGUGCUUGGGAUUUUGUAGGCAGCGGCGUGCUCAGUAUAUUACUUAAGCAGCCCUCCGGAGUCAUUGUUCUGUUUUACAUUAUCAAAAGCAAACCUGAUAUUGAUUCUUGUAUGCGUUUCGGAAGGACUACAAUGACCUACUUCAUAAUCUACCAGCACUGUAACCAUUGCCUUUGUAUACCUUUCAUCUAUGAACACUCUUCAGUAACCUUUUGGUACCUUUCUUCUACAUACACUCUUCAAUAAGAUUAUAUAUAAUAAUAAUUUUCUUAUCUUUUCGCUGUAACUUUUAUAUGAAUCUCAUGAGUUAUAUUUUAUUAAGAGAAUAAAACCAGAUCUCUGAUUGCUUUUUGGUUUUGUU